AUGCCUGUCAUGAAAGGGUUGCUUGCGCCUCAGAACACCUUUUUGGAUACAAUUGCAACACGAUUCGACGGAACUCACAGCAACUUUGUUCUGGGAAAUGCUCAGGUAUUGAACGUGUAUCCAAUAGUGUACUGCUCGGAUGGAUUCUGCGAACUGACUGGCUAUGCCCGAGCUGAACUCAUGCAGAAGAGCUGUGCUUGUAAGUUUCUCUAUGGAGUAGAAACAAAUGAAGCCAUGAAACUCCAGAUCCAAAAAGCACUGGAUGAGAAGCGCGAGUUCAAGACUGAACUGAUCUUCUAUAAGAAGAGUGGUGCAUCCUUUUGGUGUCUGCUAGAUAUUGUCCCGAUUAAGAAUGAAAAAGGAGAGGUUGUGCUGUUCCUGGCUUCACAUAAGGACAUCACUGAUAGCAAGAACAAGCUGUCACCAGACAGCACAAAAGAUCCAGAAGAUGAUGAUGUGGAAAUCUACCAAAACACCAGGCCACCAGGGUUCAAUGCUAACAGAAGGAGGAGCAGGGCUGUCUUGUACCACCUGUCAGGGCACUUACAGAAACAGGACAAGAGCAAGCUCAAGCUAAACAAUAAUGUCUUUGGAGAGAAACCAGCACUUCCAGAAUAUAAAGUUGCAGCUAUUCAGAAAUCCAGGUUCAUUCUGCUUCAUUAUGGCACUUUCAAAGCCGGAUGGGAUUGGUUGAUCCUUUUGGCAACAUUUUAUGUUGCGGUCACUGUUCCAUACAACGUCUGCUUCAGCAUCAGCAGAGAUGACCAUUCUGCUGCUUCAAGAAACCCUCCUAGUGUGAGUGACAUCUUUGUGGAGAUCCUCUUCAUGCUCGACAUCAUGCUGAAUUUUCGGACAACAUAUGUCAGUAAGUCUGGACAGGUUGUCUAUGAUCCUCGCUCAAUCUGUGUGCACUAUGCAACUACCUGGUUCUUCGUGGAUCUUAUAGCUGCACUUCCUUUUGACCUCCUCUACGCAUUCAAUAUCAAUGUGUAUUUUGGUGUUCAUCUGCUGAAAACUGUGCGCUUACUGCGCCUGCUACGGCUGCUUCAGAAACUGGACCGUUACUCUCAGUACAGUGCUGUGGUCCUUACAUUGCUCAUGUCCAUGUUUGCCCUGAUAGCACACUGGAUGGCCUGUAUUUGGUACUUCAUUGGACAGAAGGAAAUUGAAGCCAAUGACCUUUCUACCUGGGAAAUCGGUUGGCUUCAUGAGUUGGCAAAGCGGUUGGGAACUCCAUAUGUAUCCAUUUCUUCAUUGAGUGCCUCCAGCUCCGUGAACUCUACAAUCCAGACCACCUCCAUUAACACCAGCUCUGGAGAUAACAGUUCCAGUUUUGAGCUGCUUGGUGGUCCCUCAAUCCGAAGCUCCUACAUCACUUCACUCUACUUUGCACUCAGCAGCCUAACCAGCGUAGGCUUUGGGAACGUGUCGGCUAACACUGAUGCUGAAAAGAUCUUUUCCAUUUGCACCAUGUUAAUAGGAGCUCUCAUGCAUGCUGUGGUAUUUGGAAAUGUGACUGCUAUAAUCCAGAGAAUGUACUCCCGACGGUCCUUGUACCACACCAGGACAAAAGACUUGAAGGACUUCAUCCGUGUUCAUCGAAUUCCCAAGCAGCUGAAACAGCGAAUGCUUGAAUGUUUCCAGACUACGUGGUCUGUGAAUAAUGGCAUUGAUGCAAAUGAGCUCCUGAAAGAUUUCCCUGAUGAACUGCGAGCAGACAUUGCAAUGCAUCUGAACAAAGAAAUCCUUCAGCUGCCUAUAUUUGAAUCUGCCAGCCGUGGGUGCCUUCGAUCCCUCUCAUUAAGCAUCAAGACCUCUUUCUGUGCUCCUGGGGAAUACCUCAUCCGUCAGGGCGAUGCCCUGCAGGCUAUCUACUUCGUCUGCUCAGGCUCCAUGGAGGUGCUGAAGGACAACACUGUGCUGGCUAUUCUAGGAAAAGGCGACUUGAUUGGCUCUGACUUUUUGGCAAAGGACCAGGUGAUUAAGACCAAUGCAAAUGUGAAGGCUCUGACCUACUGUGACCUGCAAUAUAUCAUCCUGAAGGGUCUGAGGGAAGUACUGGAACUGUAUCCUGAAUAUGCGCAGAAAUUCAUUGACGAUAUUCAGCACGACUUGACCUACAACCUGCGAGAAGGGAAUGACACUGAUUUGGAAUAUGAGCACAACGGGGGCCUUAUCCAAAAGCUGCCCUCUAUCCAGGAGGACGAAGAGCUCGAAGACGAUGAGAACACACCCCUGGCUCCUAAUGCAAAUAGUACAACAGGAAUAACGUCACCCAUCAAAGUGUUUCACUCGCCUAAGGUUAGCAGGUGUUCACUGCCAGCAAAACACUUGGCCCAGCCAGCUGCUCCACCCACAGGAACCCUGCAGAACAGCAAUAAGGAUAUUGGCAAAGGCAGACUUUUGAACAGCAAUGGAAGCAAGCCAUCCAAAUUACAAAUCCCUACUAUAAACUGUACUGCAAUCCCUGAUCUCAGCCCAAGGAUUGUGGACGGAAUUGAAACUGACAACAGUGCACCAGCCAGCCAGAAAUUUGAAUUCAGCACAAAGCGACUAAAUGAAGACAACAGCCUUUAUCAGUUAAGCUCAGGGGAGGCUGAAGAGACCAAACAAAAUAUCUCCAAACUUAAUCAGGAGAUGUCGUACCUCUCACAGCAAGUCACCCAGCUGAGUAAAGACCUGCAAGAUAUGAUGCAGCUUCUGAAACCUUUGUCGACAUCCCACAAGUAUAUCCCUCCCUCUCCAGACCUCGCACUGAACCCCAGUCUUGCAGGCAUCUACAGCAACAGCAGCGGAUUCAGCAGCGUAUUCCGGUCACAGGCUCCCCCCACAGCUCAGACUUUCCCUACUUUGUUGAGACCUGACUUUCAGCAGAGAGGCUCAUGGCCGGAUAGCAACCCAUAUCCCCCAAGGUUAUCAAUAUCAAAUUUGAACAGCCCAUCAGGAAAGGUACAGACUGUUCACGCCUCAUUAUCUCUGGACUCCUUUUUGGUGGAUUCACUCCAGCAUGCAGAUGAUAGAGGUAGUGAGCCCCAGGUUCUGAAUCAGUCCAUGACUCCAGACACUAACCAAUUAAGUCAUGAACAAUUUCUUCACGAAGACAUAAUGCCCUAUUUCUCUUCACCCUGCAUUGCAUCGGACAAUUUACAGCAGGCUGGACGGCUAGAUGAACAUAAUGCCAAACAAAGCAAGGCACCGCUGGCAAAACUCUCCCUACCAGCAGAUGCUGACUGUGUACCAGAUAAAAUGGCUGAACUCCUAAGCCCCUCCAGCAUAAGGUUAACAAGGGAGCCGCAAAGGUCAGAAACAUGUUCCUUUGAAUUGAUAAGGACAUCAGCUGAGGACUCUAGCAGCGAUUCAAUUCAGUUCAUUGAUGAUGAAGGGACAAAUGUAUAA
This is a messenger RNA of Carcharodon carcharias (great white shark), 3396 nucleotides long. It is a transcript of the gene kcnh3, whose product is annotated as potassium voltage-gated channel, subfamily H (eag-related), member 3. Gene Ontology annotation, cellular component: membrane. Lineage: Eukaryota; Metazoa; Chordata; Chondrichthyes; Lamniformes; Lamnidae. The transcript is spliced from 16 exons. Gene Ontology annotation, molecular function: voltage-gated potassium channel activity. Bases 1 to 3396 code for a protein of 1131 amino acids. Gene Ontology annotation, biological process: regulation of membrane potential; potassium ion transmembrane transport. The record is from RefSeq and is a predicted model, not a curated record.